AUGGCGCUGCGCUCACAGGCAUGGCGGGGUGCUGCCUGGUUUCGUGCUCGCCCAUGUGUUGUGGCGCUCGCAGACGUCGCACCUGUCGCGGCGCCAAGCUCGCAGCCUGGCGGGCGCACGCCGCGGCCGACGUUCCCGUUACUUUCGCGCCCGACACCCCGACACCCCCUGGGUAACGGCCGUUCCCCAGCCCCCAGACGUCGUGCUUUUUUCGCGACGUUUCUUCAAGAGCUACCCGAGAAUAGGAGCAAGCCGAGCGCAGGGGCCCCUGGCGCCCGGCGGCCCUGCUCCAAGGGCAGCACGAGCCCUGCGAAGAGCUUCGAAGGCCCGCCACUGCCCGCGGGCCUGCCCGCGCCCGCGGCAGCCCAGGGAGUGAGUCUGCCGGCAGCGGGGGAGCUGCCGCAGAUCGAGGAAGACCCCCGCGGCGAGGAGCACGGCGAGCUGCGUGGCGCCGCGGCCGCGGCGCUCUGCCGGAUCCUGGCGCAGGCGCUGCGCAAGGGCGCGCUGGCGCUGGAGCCCGCGCCGGAGGAGGCGCAGGACGAGCUGCUCAGGAGCCUGGAGGCGCUGCUGUGCGCGCCGCAGGAGGAGACGCGCGCCCGGGUCUGCGAGGGCCUGUUGUCGAUCCUGCAGGCGUCCGGCCAGGAGCUCUACCCCGCCGCCUGGGGCACCAUCAUCCGCCUCGUGGCCACGGGCGCGCGCGUGGAGUUGGAACGGGUGGGUGUGCAGUUCUUCCUGCCCACGGCCCUCGACCCACUGGCUGCCGCCGCCGAGGACGGCGCGGACGGCUCGGCGGUGCAGCACCAGAGCUUCGUGGUCGUGGCAGCGGAGGGCCGCGAAUCGUCCACGGUCCUGCCGCAGCUCUUCCAGCUGCUCGAGCUGCUGGUGCACGACUUCAUGGAGCACGUGCCGCUGGCCGCGGUGCCCCGGCUGACGGGCUCCAUCGGCGCCUUCGCGCGCUUCGGGGGCCUGGGCGUGAACAGCUCGCUGACGGCCGUCGGCUUCCUCUGGAAGGUGGCCGACUUCUUGGCCGGCCCGGUCGGCGUGGCAGCUGCCGGG
Prorocentrum cordatum is the source of this 1056-nucleotide messenger RNA. The record is from the annotation of a GenBank genome assembly. Lineage: Eukaryota; Dinophyceae; Prorocentrales; Prorocentraceae.